AUGUCAAAGAAAUCUGUUAAAAAGGUCUUGAGUUUUCUGAUAUCUAGAAUACCCUUUUUUAAAGAACGGACAAAAUCACGAAAAAUUCAACCUGAAGAUCAUCGCGUUCCAGAUAAUUUGGCUUCGUAUAUGAUCUCAGAGAUAUUGCAAGAAAUUUUUACUCAUCUAGCGGAUACAUUUGUAUUUAACGGAACGUAUGAUUUACACGCUUAUUCAAACCUAUAUUCGUGUGUACUAGUAAACAGACAUUGGUGUCGGAAUGCGAUGAUAAUAUUAUGGAGACAACCAUUUCAUCCAUGUUUAAAUACUGGGUACAUCAUAGUAAAUACCUUAUUAACGUUUCUCGAUGAAGAAGAACGAAACUUUCUCUUAUCACAAGGGAUAACUCAUUUACCACCUUCUUUAACAUCCAAAACAUAUUUGUUUGACUAUCCAAUAUAUUUUAGACAUUUACAUCAACAAAAAUUAUACUUUUCAGUUGAAUCCUGGAGUCAGAAAAAUUUACAGAACAAACCAAAUAAUGCCACCAAUUUGUUAAUGAAUUCUUUAUUGAAACUCAUUUAUAAGAAAUCCGGACAACUUGUUAGACUUAAAUUAUAUAAUCUGGUGGGAUUAAUAAAGGAUAAUAUGGAUUAUAAGAAUCAUCAAGAUUCAACCGUCGAUAGUUCUUACAUUUAUAAAUUUAUUUCACAGGUUAAACAGUUAACGAUCAAUGGAACUUAUGAGAAUAGUAAUAUGUUUUUGUUGCCUUUAUUCUCCCAUUUAUGCACAAACGUUCAACAUCUUUGCAUAGAACAUUUUUCGAUUGCGAAAAAUAUAGAUUGCGUAAUAAAAUCACAAACCAACCUGGUUUCGUUAGAAAUUUCAAAUCUGUCGGGUCAUUCAACUUCAAUUAUUCAAUCAAUUCUAUCGCAAUCAAAAUCACUACGCAAUAUCAAAUUUUAUAAAGUAAACUUUUCAGAAUGUUGUCAAUGGACUUCAAUUGCGUUUUGUAAAAAAUUAGAAAUGCUGGAAAUUUAUGAUUGUUUAAAUUUAAAUUCAUUCAUGAUCUUGCCUUUAAUUACAACAAAAUUUCCUUUACUCAAGAGAAUUUGUAUUUUGGGUAAUAAUGAUCUUGAAUGUUGGAUAAAGAAUUAUAUGAGUAGGAAUUAA
Molecule: messenger RNA, 1152 nt
Organism: Funneliformis mosseae
Lineage: Eukaryota; Fungi; Glomeromycota; Glomeromycetes; Glomerales; Glomeraceae
Source: the annotation of a GenBank genome assembly